ACAAAUACUGACGUCAUCCACUUGCGCCAGACUUAAGGAAGCAUGGCUGGAAUUGUGACAAACGGAUCUGUACCAAAACAUGCUUCUUUAUCAACUUUACAGUCUUUGAAUGGACUUUUUGCCAUUUAUAAAAAGGAAGGACCCACGUCCGCAGAUGUGUUGAACUCAUUAAAAGAAGCACUCCUCAAAGAGGCAGGUGUUAAAAACCCUAAUCCUCGCAAGAGGAAGAAACAAGCUCUGAAAAUAGGGCAUGGAGGUACUCUGGACAGCGCUGCCUCGGGUGUUCUCGUUGUUGGGAUAGGGAACGGUACGAAGAUGCUCAGUACAAUGUUGGCUGGCUCUAAAAAAUACAGAGCGGUCGGUGAGUUGGGGAAAGCCACAGACACCCUGGAUGCCACCGGCAGUGUGGUUCACCAGGAGAAAUAUGAUCACAUCACCCAGGAGCUGCUGCAGGAGAAGCUGAAGAUCUUCACUGGUGACAUCAUGCAGGUCCCACCUCUCUACUCUGCGCUGAAGAAGGAUGGCAAGCGUCUGUCUGUCCUGCUGAAGCAGGGCCACGAGGUGGAGGCCAAGCCCGCCCGGCCCGUCACCGUCCACAACAUCUCCCUGCUGGACUUUCAGCCUCCUGGCUUCACCCUGGAUAUAGAGUCUGGGGGUGGAUUCUACGUGAGAAGCUUGGUGGACGAUCUUGGAAAAGCGCUGGCGUCUUGCGCCCAUGUGAAGGAGCUGGUCCGGACCAAGCAGGGCCAGUUCACCCUGGACCUCUGUCUGAGAGAGGAGCAAUGGACCCUGCACCACCUCCUCCAAUCACUGCAGCCCUGCCCGGGGUCAGGGGUCAACGGAGAGACUGUGAACCCGGCCGCUCCCGUUCCCGGCCUGGGGGUGGAGGCGGGCCUGGGGGUGGAGGCGGGCCCAGAUCAGAGAGGGGAUCUGUAGUUCUGCUGCAUUCCUUGAUGUGCUUUGUAACUUCCGGUCAGAGCCGGGUUACAGAGUGGGAGCAGAGUUGGUGAGGAGGGUGAGGGAGGAGAGAAGUGGCAGGAUUUGGAGACAGGGCCAGGUGAAAACAUGUCAUCACUUGGUCCCAGGAUGGUGGUGUAACUCCACCCCUCAGCUCAGCCUGCGAAGGCUUCUCCUGUGUCUUAGUUACAGCAUGUUCUUUUCUCCAGGGUGGUGUCCUCAUCUGUAGACACCAUGUCUGUUCCCCAGCAACAUGGAGGAGGAGGGGCAGGUCGAGAGCGAGCCUGCGACACGGCUCACUAACCAGCUGCUGUUCCUACUGGACUCCAAGCUUCGUGCCUGAACGUGAUAUUGUUGUUUUAUUUGAUGAUAUGCAAUGUUUAAACGGUGUUAACAUCUGUGAUUGUAAGAUGUUUAAUACAAGGUUUCAUUCCUAAAUCAGGUAGGAUGUGUGCAUUGUACACUUCAGUUUAAAGUCAACACUCAGACUCCUGGGAAAGGAGAGGAUAGAAUUACGUCUGUAUUAUUUUUAAGUUGCUGCGGUAAUGACACCAUUUUGGUGAGACAUGAUUGAUUGUUCUUUUGAUUCAAUUUCUUUUCAUAUAAAACACCAGAUGAAG
This is a messenger RNA of Osmerus eperlanus (European smelt), 1577 nucleotides long. RefSeq names its product TruB pseudouridine (psi) synthase family member 1 (gene trub1). Bases 43 to 936 code for a protein of 297 amino acids. Gene Ontology annotation, molecular function: pseudouridine synthase activity; RNA binding. Lineage: Eukaryota; Metazoa; Chordata; Actinopteri; Osmeriformes; Osmeridae. Gene Ontology annotation, cellular component: mitochondrion. The record is from RefSeq and is a predicted model, not a curated record. The transcript is spliced from 9 exons. Gene Ontology annotation, biological process: tRNA modification; mRNA pseudouridine synthesis.